Messenger RNA from Linderina pennispora, 472 nucleotides. RefSeq lists its product as uncharacterized. Bases 57 to 419 code for a protein of 120 amino acids. Lineage: Eukaryota; Fungi; Kickxellomycota; Kickxellomycetes; Kickxellales; Kickxellaceae. The transcript has a single exon. The record is from RefSeq and is a predicted model, not a curated record.
AGCAGCAGCAUCAUCAAUAAUCACACCCUCCUGCCAACAGCUCCUUAACCACCGCGAUGGACAAGAACACCGCCACAACUGUUUCGCUAAUUUACGGUAUGCUGACCGCCCUCCCAGCCACCGCCUAUUACAUACCGGCAUUCUAUUAUCCACAGGUGGGCGGCAUGGUAGGCUCGGUUGCGAAUGGAAACGGCAUCCAGGCAGCAUGGGGUCCCAGCGGAUUCACAGCCUCAAGCAACUCCCCUGGCUUUAACACACACAUGGAUGGUCAGUUUUCGCCUAGUAGUGGUUCUGUGUCAGACUCAGUCUCACGAUCGCAGACAUCCCCCGUCUCUCAGGGCCUUCGCGGCUUGUUUUAUCCGGGCUUUGGCAGUCUGUCCUACCCUGGUAUCGGAGGCGCAUUCUACCCGUACUUUUAAUUAACGACUAUAUUAUGCACACCGGCAUAGUGAAUAUAUAAAUCAUAAACCGC